This is a messenger RNA of Penicillium daleae, 1077 nucleotides long. Its product is annotated as shikimate dehydrogenase family protein. Lineage: Eukaryota; Fungi; Ascomycota; Eurotiomycetes; Eurotiales; Aspergillaceae. Gene Ontology annotation, biological process: chorismate biosynthetic process; shikimate metabolic process. The transcript has a single exon. The record is from RefSeq and is a predicted model, not a curated record. The coding region runs from base 1 to 1077 and encodes 358 amino acids. Gene Ontology annotation, molecular function: shikimate 3-dehydrogenase (NADP+) activity.
AUGGCCGCACCAGCAGUCGAAACCUCCAUCCCGCAAACACAACCCGAGGAGCCCAUCACCAGCCCCUCGCACCUCGACGGCGUGGCCUACCUCUACGGCCACCCGCUCCUUAACUCGCUCUCCCCACCUCUCCACCAAACCAUCUACAAUGCCCUGGGCCUCAACUGGCAGCAAAUCCCCCUCUCCAGCGUAACCGGCACCUCAGCCACCUACCCGCCCCCAUACACGCGCUCCCCGCCCAUCCAAACCUUCCUCGCCUCCAUCAAGGCCAACCCCAAAUUCGUCGGCUCCUCCGUGACCAUGCCCCACAAGGUCGCCAUCAUGCCUCACCUGGACGAUCUGACCGAGCACGCCCGCCAAGCCGGCGCCUGCAACACGAUCUUCCUCCGCGAGGAUCCCGCCACGGGCGCCCGCCAGUACGUCGGCACCAACACCGACUGCGACGGCAUCCGCGAAGCGCUGAUCCAGAACGCGCCCGAUGCGUCGCGCUUCCGCGGCCGGCCCGCCCUGAUCAUUGGCGGCGGCGGUACCGCCCGUACGGCCAUCUACGUGAUGCGCCGCUGGCUGGGCUCGAGCAAGAUCUACAUCGUCAACCGGGACGCUGCCGAGGUCGCGACGAUCAUGGCCGAGGAUCGCGCACGGAACCCGGAUCCGAAUGCCCAGGCGCCCCUGGUGCCCGUUACUGACCCCAAGGAGGCUGCUCGUCUCGAGGCCCCCGCUGCGAUCGUCUCGGGAAUCCCUAACUACCCGCCCAAGACGCCGGAGGAACUCAAUGCCCGUGCUGUGAUCCAGGCGUUCCUGGGAACCGCGGCUGAUGCGCCGAAGCAGCAGGGUGUGAUUUUGGAGAUGUGCUACCACCCCGUCCCCUGGACGGAGAUUGCUCAGCUUGCGUCGACUGGUGGCUGGAAGGUUAUUCUUGGCUCGGAGGCACUGAUCUGGCAAGGUCUGGAGCAGGCGCGGCUUUGGACGGGCAAGGAUGUUAUUGGCACACCUGGUGUUGUGGAUGCCGUCAAGGCUGUUGUCAAUGGCUCCGUUACUGAGCGGGCUGCGCAAGCGAAGACGGCUUCUAACUUGUAA